Molecule: messenger RNA, 442 nt
Organism: Geodia barretti
Lineage: Eukaryota; Metazoa; Porifera; Demospongiae; Tetractinellida; Geodiidae
Source: the annotation of a GenBank genome assembly
AUGGUGACUGGAGGUGUCUGUCAAGGCUACAUGUCCCAGACCAAGGAACUAGACUGCAGUCAGCUGCUGCUCUGUCAGACAGCGAAUCAGGACAGAAACGUUCAGGACAACGACAGAAGCGUUCAGGACGUCCAGGAACUAGACUGCAGUCAGCUGCUGCUCUGUCAGACAGCGAAUCAGGACAGAAACGUUCAGGACAAGGACAAAAAUGUUCAGGCUCAGCUUAUGGUAUAAGAGGUAUAAGUACAAUCAUUUUGCACCUUGGAUUAGUUUACCCUACUCUCCUUCAGGGUUGCUUUUUGAAAACAUGCCAGCAUCCUACAGCGUAUAAGUGGGUGGAAUGUGAAACCUGCAACUCCUGGUUCCACUGUAUUUGCGUGUCUGUGAAGCCUAGCCAGGCGUCACAACCUACUUUCCACUUCAAGUGUUCAUUUUGCAACUA